Messenger RNA from Lingula anatina, 1632 nucleotides. Its product is annotated as DNA polymerase subunit gamma-1. Gene Ontology annotation, molecular function: 3'-5' exonuclease activity; DNA-directed DNA polymerase activity; DNA binding. Gene Ontology annotation, biological process: mitochondrial DNA replication. NCBI's taxonomy places the organism in Eukaryota, Metazoa, Brachiopoda, Lingulata, Lingulida, Lingulidae. The record is from RefSeq and is a predicted model, not a curated record. Gene Ontology annotation, cellular component: mitochondrion; gamma DNA polymerase complex.
UCAAGGCAGGCAUUGGCCAUGUUUCCACCACCUGAGGGAUCUUUCAAAGAGUUUGAACUGAAAGAGGAUGAGAGAGAGAAAUUGUGGGCAGAGGUAGAGAGAAGGGACUUGUCAGGAGAGGACAAUCAGGCAUUGUUCCAGGAAAUGGCCGCUCUGAAGAAAAAGACCAAAAAGCCUAAGAAGAAAGCAAACCCAGAUAAUGGUCCAUGGUGGCAUAAAGGAAUUGGACCAAUUGAGGAAGUCAAUAUACCUGGUUGUUGGUUUUUCAAGAUUCCACACAAAAAUGGCCCUGAUGAAAAGGUUGGCAACAUCCUAUCCAGAACUUUUUACAGCAAGGUAGAGAAUGGAGUUCUUGGUACUGCUAUGGGUCUACAUGCUGAUGUCGUCUUGAAAAUGGUCCCAGUGAUAUCUUACUGGGAAGGUUCCAGAGAUAGAAUUAUAAACCAAAUGGCUGUGUGGCUGGACAAAGACAAACUUCCCCCUGCAGUUACUAGGUAAGAUCUUUCUCUACGUUUGCUAUUUAAACAUCUAUCCUUGAUAUUUGUCAACAAAGCUCACAUCCACUAGAAAAGAAUGGAGAAAAUUUGAUUUUAACAUGUCUUAUGACCUUUUUUCUUUUAAAAAGUGAUAUAUUUUUGAGAAAUAUUUGGAUUAAGAACUUUUUCAACAUUAAUCCUAUUGAAUUUAAGGGAUGGCUUGAAGUUCUUUAAUUUAUUUGCAAUCUUUUAGUUAAAUUUUAAUGUGAAAUUUGUUUUAUAUUUACAAAACUUGGAAUUUAGUCAGGCGUUGUGAGUAUUCCCCCAUUAAUGGUGUGUAAAAUGUGUUAUCUACUUUCAUAUCCUAAAAAAGGGUUCUUAGCAUUAUCCAUGUGAACUCACAUGCAAUGAGGCAAUGAACAUUACCUAGCUAGUUGCUCACUCUAUAUUGUAUUAUCAAAAAUUGGUGUGAAGCAUUUUGCAUCAAAAUUGAAGAAAACCCUAAUUAGGGCACUACUACCAUUAUGAUCAUUAAACCAAAUUUUUUCAUGAUUCUCAAACUUACAGAAAAUAUUCAUAGGACUGAAAUACAGCUUUAGGUGGAAAACCAGCUUGAUGUGAUUGUUAUUCAUGAAAAUGAUGCAUUUUUUGUGAGAUGUUCAUUUUUGCAGAUUGGCAUUUUCAAAAUGUGACUGAACUCCAUGGGCCUGAAAACCUUUACCAGUCACUGUCACAUAUUCUGAAUAUCUGUGAUACUAAAAGUGUGUCAUUUAAAAUUGGUGGUGAUUAUGUUGUUAAACAUUAUGCAAUAUAGCAUCAGAAACCUCCAGCCACCACACACACCAUUAUAAAACUGUUACUUAUUGUGCACAAACUUAUACAGAGAUUCUUAAAAAUAAACUACAGCUUAAGUUGUAAACACAGUCCAGAGAGCAAUGUAAUAUUGCUUCAAAAGUGACAAGAACUAUUUUGUGCACCACCAUCACAAACAGUAUUUAAGGAAAACCAUGUUACUUAUUAUUCUGUAACUUGCAAAAAUCAUUCUUAGGGCGUCUAGCUCAUGUUGGAAACACAGCUUGAUUGGGUUAUAAAGUUUGCCGUGAAAUUAUCAUUUUUAUGUACAGACACAGAUGUGUCUGUACAUAUAGCCGUCAUC